This is a messenger RNA of Acyrthosiphon pisum (pea aphid), 2560 nucleotides long. RefSeq names its product glucose dehydrogenase [FAD, quinone]-like. Lineage: Eukaryota; Metazoa; Arthropoda; Insecta; Hemiptera; Aphididae. The record is from RefSeq and is a predicted model, not a curated record. The transcript has 2 exons. Gene Ontology annotation, molecular function: oxidoreductase activity, acting on CH-OH group of donors; flavin adenine dinucleotide binding. The coding region runs from base 159 to 1970 and encodes 603 amino acids.
ACUAGAUAGAUAGAUAGGCUAUCACUAGAUGGCUAUGAAAAAAAUAUUUACCACAUCAGUAUGUGUAUCAUGCAUAUUGAGUGCGUUUGUCCUUGUUACUAUAUAGAAACUAUUUUACUUAACAAAUUUUAAUUCUUGCAACUAUUGUGUUGAACAAAAUGGCAAUAACUUUCAAAAUAUUAUUUAUCUUAUUCAGUAUAAUAUUUCUAAAAGCAGACACGAUCAAAUAUCCGAACGACUUCACUCCCACCCUAUUAUCAGGAGAGUACAAAAUAAAAUUUGAUUUUAUCGUUGUCGGCGCUGGUAGUGCCGGUGCGAUAAUUGCUGCUCGUUUAAGUGAGAUAGCAGAUUGGAAUAUCUUACUAUUGGAGGCAGGUGGUGAUCCUCCAGAAUCAUCAGAAAUUCCACUCAAAUGGAGUUUGGCAUUGAAUACAGAGUAUGAUUGGAAAUUUUUAACUGAACAGGAAGAUAAUUUGUUCAAAGGUUUAGACGGAGAAAAGUGUCACGUGCCCAGGGGAUGUAUGUUGGGUGGAAGUUCGUCCAUGAACGUUAUGUUGCAAAUUCGUGGAACAAAGUACGAUUUUGACGAAUGGGAAAAAUCUGGAUGCACUGGUUGGGGUUUCGAUUCUGUUUUGCCGUAUUUUAUAAAAUCUGAAAAUUUUACUGACACGACUCGGUACGAUGCGAAAAUUCAUGGGAACUGCGGGCCCCUAACUGUGAGUCCCUUUGUAUCUCCAGACCCUGCCAUACAAACUAUAUCACAAGCAGCAGAUUUGAUGGGCUUGACCAACGUGAAAGACUUGAACAAAAUAGAACGUUCGGUUGGAUACGCGAUGUCGGACAGCACAACUCGGGAUGGACUGCGGUGCAGUACGCUGAAAGCUUUUUUAAUGCCUAAUAGUGGACGACCAAAUUUGUUCGUAGCCAAAUACAUCCGAGUCACCAGAAUUUUGAUCGAGAACAAAAGUGCAGUUGGCGUUGAGUUUGUAACAAAAUCAGGUGAGUUCAAGACCGUCAACUGUACGCUUGAAGUCAUACUGUCUGCCGGGGUGGUGAUGAGUCCUCAAUUACUUAUGAUAUCCGGAAUUGGACCAGCAGAUCACUUGAAAGAGAUGGAUGUGAACGUUGUGGCUGAUCUUCCCGUCGGUAAGAACUAUCAAGACCACGUAGCCUAUUUUGGGCUAGUCCUUAGUGACCGCAAGAAUAGACCAAUCGAAGACAUUGUGGCAGAAAGUCAAAAACUUAGAAAGGAAACAUUUGAUUUGAUCCCCAAAGGUAUUAGCACAAUGGGGCUAACGGGACUUCUUAGUUUCGUCGAUUCCAAACGCGCGUCUGGAAACCCUGACAUCGAAAUUAUGAAAAUCAGAUAUUCGUGCAACACAACCCAACAGAUGAACACGUUCAAGAACAUGUUUGGAUUUUCUGACGAGAUGGCGAACGUGUACAACGAGUUGAAUAGGCACAGUGAUAUAAUACUGAUGAUACCGAUUAGUAACAUCAUAACCAAAACAGGGCAUGUUUUACUGAGAUCAAAGGAUCCUCUGGCGAGCCCGAAAAUAAUCGCAAACUAUUUGUCGGACCAGGAAGAAAUCGAUACGAUGGUGAGGGGUAUCGAGUUCGUGGUUGAAAUGUGCAAGACGAAACCAAUGGCUGAUGCGGGAUACGCUUUUGAGGAGAUUGCGUUCCCGAAUUGCGAGACGAAUUGCAAGUGGGGCACCAAAGACUACUGGAAAUGUGGUAUUAAAAAUCUGGCCACCUCAAUUUUCCAUUCAGUUGGUACCAACAAGAUGGGUGCGAUCGGUGACAAGACCUCUGUGGUCGACCCCUGCUUAAAAGUCAUUGGCAUUGAUAAACUUAGAGUGAUUGACUGUUCUGCGAUGCCAUUAUUAGUGACUUGCAACACAAACGCCGCCACAAUGAUGAUGGCUGAAAAGGGAGCUGAUAUAAUCAAAACCCAGUAUGGAAAAUGAGGUUAUAAUUUAUAUUAUUAUUGUCACCGUAUAUUAUGAAUGUUCUAGGUAUAUUUUAUCUUUAUCAUUUUAAAAAUGAAUAUAAAAUAAAAAAAAUAUUCAUAUUAUUCUAUUCCAUAAAAAGAGAUGUGAUAGAAAAAAAAACAGAAAAAAAAAAGAAAAAUAUUUUAUCGUUAUAUAAAAACAUCAGUAUAAACUAUAUAAUGAUAGAAACACUACAUGAAAUAAUCCAAAAUCUAACGAUCAUUUAACACAUUUCAAAUAAAUAAUUCGAUAUAUUUUAUCAUAUUAUAUUACAAUUUAUUAUGAACCAAUUCGUUCAUAUAAUAACAUUAAGCAAUUAUGUAUAUUAUGUCAAAAAUGUAUGUGUACACGAUUAUGUGAAACCUUCAAUUUAUUGCCAUAUUUGUUUUUAAAAGAAAACAUUGCACAUUUUGAUAUGUUUAAAUAGGUAUAAUGAUUUCAUACAAUUGUCAGUACAUUUAUUCAUUAUUUCGCAAUUUGUUUGCAUAGCAAUGAAAACAUAAUGUCAACAAUUUUCAUGUGAUGACGUUACAUUUUAAUAAACAACAACAUAUGUGUCUCGUUUA